This is a messenger RNA of Clunio marinus, 2510 nucleotides long. The record is from the annotation of a GenBank genome assembly. Lineage: Eukaryota; Metazoa; Arthropoda; Insecta; Diptera; Chironomidae.
GCAAGUUUUAUUGAUUUUCUUCCAGCAUCCAGUCUCGCUUUUUGUCAGUGCCAAGGAAAAUUUUAAGAAAACUUGCGAAACUUAAGAAAGUCUUUUGUUUGAAAACUUAAAUUCUGUUAAUCUUCUUUCCAUAAAGUUAAAUUGAUAGCAGCAAAAUUUCCAAGAUGCACUCGUUAUCCAUGGCAAUUAUUGCUUUACUGGCAAUCAGCACACUUCCUAUUUUGUCGUUCGCAAACACCACAGAGGGAACUGAACUAGAAGAACCAAAAACUCUCCCUUUAACCAAUGCUGCGAAAGCUGACGAAGAAAAGCAAAUGAAAAAUGUAAAUGAGAUUUGGCAGGAAGACGUCCAUGAAGUUGUGAUUCGCAAGCAGCGUGGUGCAAAAGACAACGUCUCGGGAACCACAUCGGGUAAGAAAAAGGAGAGAAAAGACAAACACGGUAAUGGCACAACCAAAGUGCCCAAAACAAAUAAAAAUUUAAACACAAAUUUGGAAGCAAAUUCCGACAACACAACACACGAUCCAAUUGGUAAGAAACAUCAUCAUCAAUCAAAACAUGAAAAGACAAACAACAGCAAAAAACAUACAAGCACGAUCAAGCCAAAACCGAAAGAUGAAAAUUCGUGCCGUUACACAAAAGGAGCAUGGAGUGAGUGCGAUUCAAAAUCUAACACCCGGUCAAGAACAUUGACUUUGAAAAAAGGCGAGGGAUCAUGCGUUCAAACACGAACAAUCCAAAAGAAGUGCAAGAAAGGUAAAAGCGAAAAAGCAUGUCGUUAUGACAAAGGAGCAUUUGGUGAAUGUCAGCCAUCAGGUGAAAUGACAAGAAUUGAUAAGCUUAAGACAACUAGCGAUAGUGCAUCAUGUCCAGCCACAAGAACAAUCAAUAAGAAGUGUAAUAAAUCAAAGCAAGAGAAGCAACCGAAAGAUCGUAACUCGAAGGAAAAGAAGCAAAAGGAGCGCAAAAAUCGCCAGUAAAAUGCUUCCACUUGGACGAGAAACAUUAAAUCAUGUUGAAAGUUUAACCAUCGUCAACAGAUAUCUUUCUCCCAUUAUUUAACUUCUUUCUCUCUCUAUUAAGAAUAAAACAAACAUAAAGAUUAGAACAUUUUUCAUAUAAUUAUUUUAAUCUCCCCCUUGCGAUUCGCGACAAGAACAAAAGCAGAUAAUAAUGAAAAGGAAAAGCAAAAAACAAAUAUCUAGUUGUUUAGUCUCAUUUCAAGCACAGAUGCAUAGAAAGAAAGUAAAGUAAAGUAAAGCAUAAGAAACAAUUGCCAAGUCUUGUAAAUUUUAAUUGUUUAACAACAUAAGAAAUCACAGAUUUUAUGGUAACAGAAAAUACUAGAACAAAUUCAAAUGUUUUAAUUUCUUAAUUAACAAAACAAGUAAAGAUUAAAGCAUGUUAGAUAAUUAACAUGAGUCUUAAAUCUUUCAUGAUGCAUUUGACUUGACGUUCUAAAUGAAAUCUGUUUUUAACAUUUUCUUAUUUUACGUCUUUUUUUUAAGUUACUGAUUGAAUGAUGACGAGUUUUAAUAUAAAUACUUCAGAUUACAAGGAUUUUUCAAAAUGAAAGAAAUGAAAAUAUUAUUCAAUACUCAUUAAAGUGGUGAAGAAAAAAAAAUUAGAAUUUAAGAAAAAACUUUUGAAUUUGAUUGACAAAAAAGAAAAAAAAACAAGAUUAAGAAGAAAUGAAGUUAUCAUAUAUCUGAACAAUAGUAUACAUAAAUAUAUGGACAUUCUUCGAGACAUUCGUGUUUCUCUGGUGAAACAUUGAAGUUUUCUUCACAAACUAAAGAAAGUUUUUAAUUUGUUUCAAAGUGAAUUUAUAUCGUUUUUGCGACGUUUACAUUUAUAAUAUUUGUGCCAAUUUUAACUGAAAUAAGAGAAAGGAAGAAGAGAAGAAGAAAUGGUGUCAAAUUUUAUUCUAAUUAUCUACAAAUUUUUUUAACUUCUUUAUUAUUGUAGAAUUAAAAGAUGGUCUGCCAUGAAGUAUUUUUAAAAGAUUUCAUACAUUAAUAACUAUGUUUUAUGUUUUUGUUUAAGUAUAUUCUCUCUUUGUCAACCACUUUCGCAAAAACUUGUGUCACAAGACUUAUAAUGAAAAUUAUACAUUAAAUGUCUGAAAAUAUAGUAAAAUAUCCAGAACGAUAAAAAGAGAUUUUUUUUUGUUGAAUGAACUAAUAAGAAAACACUUUUUGUUCGUUUCGAAAAAUUUGUGAAAGGAUAAAUUCAUUCAAUCACACACAUACAUAAGAUCAGAGAACAACACUUUGGCUUGCAAAACGAGAUCAUUUCUGAUUUCUUUAGAAUGCUGAAACGCAAGAACAAAAAGGAAAGAAAAAAUAAAAUUUUAAGAGAAACGAACGAAAAUCAAAUUUUUCUAUGACGGUAUAUGAUAUUUGUAAAUUCAGACAUAUUUUUUUGUGAUAUGUGAAUGAAUAUGUUUCAAUGUUUCAAAAUUAAUUUAUGUUUAAAUAUCUAGUAAAUAAAAAUGACGAAAAAGUUAA